CACGGCGCAUGCCUGGGGCAGAUGCCGGCCGGUUCCAACCGGGAGAGAGCGAAGCUUUUCGGGUCCUGCGAAGAGGAGGAGCCCAUCUUCCUCCUCCUCUUCUUCUUCCUCCUCGCUGCGCAUCCCCCCCCGCCUUCUAUCUCCCCCAGGAAAAGUUACAGACCGGGGGACGGGGCACGGUGCCGGCGUGGGGACGGAUGUGGGGCCGCGUGGGCUCGGGGAGCACUCGAUGCGUGGAUGGGAACCGCGCCGCAUGAGUCACCGCGGAGCGCGCACGCUGCGCCGCAGCCCACCGGGACGCGCACCUCUCGCACCCACCCGCGGUCGUGUCUGCCCGUAGGGCUCCGCGCAUUCGCAGCGACUGUUCCAGAAUGGGAACGCGGAAAGAAAGAAAGAAUGGAAGAAAGCGGCGUCCCCGUGCGCGGAUGCAGAGGAGAGAUGCGCGGCCCGCGGGAGGAAACCGCCCCCCGCGCAGGGACGCGCCGUAGUAAUUUGCAAAGGGGCGGCGCGGGUGAUGGGGGUGGGAGGUGGGCAGGCGGCCCGCCCCCCCCGAUCACAUGGCGACCCCGCGCAGCCAAUGCGGGGGGUUCUCGGACCCCGAGGACCCGCGGCCCCCCCGCCCUAUAAAUGCCUCUCCAAAAUGCAGCGCAGCUCCUUUCUCCCGUCCCGCCCGGUUGCGCUGCUCCGCGCCCCGCGCAGCUGCCCGCGGGUCUCCGGCCCUGCUCCGCGCUCCGCUCCUCCCCCCCUCCCCCCCUUUUUUUCUUUUUUUUUUUUUUUUUUCUUUCCCCCUCCCCUUUCCCCUCUCCCCGUUUUUCUCCUCCUUCCCUCCCCGCGCCCCGUUUGCAUGCAUUGUCUGUCUCCCAAGAUGGUUUGUGAGACCAAGAUCGUGGCGGAAGAUCAUGACUCAAUCCCGGGAGCCAAAAAAGACACCAUCAUUGUUUCUUCCUCCCAAAUGUGGCCCACCCUCUCGGGCUCCCCCUCCUCCCCCCCUGCUCCCCUCGGUACCCCCAAAGAAGAACCCAAACGCGACAACGUCUACAUCCGUGAAUUCCACCCCUCCGAACAGGAGGUGGUGCGCCGCAUUUUCUACGAAGGUAUCAUGGAGCGGAUCCCCAACACGGCCUUCAGGGGGUUAAAGCAGCAGCCCCUCACCCAGCUGCUCUACGCGCUGAUGGCGGUAAUGUGCUUUGUUGUGACCAAGUCCUUCCUGCUGACCUGCUGCUUGCCCAUCUUUCUGAUGGGCAUGAGGUACUACUUCAGCAGAAAAGUUAUCCUCCACUAUCUCGAUUGCGCGCUGCAUACGGACAUGUCUGAUAUCGAGCAAUAUUACAUGAAACCUCCAGGUUCCUGCUUCUGGGUGGCUGUCCUGGAUGGCAACGUGGUGGGGAUCGUGGCAGCGCGGGGCAAUGAGGAGGACAACACGGUGGAGCUGCGCCGCAUGUCUGUCGACUCCAACUACCGUGGCAAGGGGAUUGCCAAGGCCCUGGGCCGCAAGGUGCUGGAGUUUGCCAUGCUCAACAACUACUCCUCCGUCGUACUGGGGACCACAGCUGUGAAGAUGGCGGCCCACAAGCUCUACGAAUCCUUGGGCUUCAAGCACGUGGGUGUGGUUGAACAUUAUGCGCUCCCGGGGAUGACGCACUCCUUGCUGGAGAGAAUGUUCUUCCAGCUUCGCUACCACCGCUACCGCCUGCAGCUCCGUGAAGAAUAAAACCCAACCACUGAGCAAAAAAAGCUAUUUUUCUCCUCCCCCCCCUCCAAAAAAAGAAAAAUAAUAAUAAAUUACCCUUCUCUUUCUUGUCACCGUUUAUUUGCCAAUUUUGUCUCCCCUCCUUGCUCCCUCAUCUCAUCCUGGCUUGCUCCGUGCAGCCUGGUGGCCCAGCCUUGCGUGCUGGAUGCGGUGGGGCUGGAAGUCAGCAUCCUGCAGCCCAGCCUCCCAGGGACCGACAGAAAGCACAGAACCUUCCCUGCAACGUCGCACCGCCACUCCGGUGCGCCCAGUGUUCUCCUUUUCCAAGUGUAAGAUAACAUAGCGAUGCGUUCAUCAUAGUGCAGAGAAAAUUACUUGAAUGCAGUUUUCAAUAUUUCACGCACCAGUAAGUAUAGAAUAUGCAUUCAUCUUACCUUUAUUUACUGGGUAAUAGUUUCCAAGGAAAAUGUGGGGGGCAGCCCCCAGCCCAACCCGCUUGCUGCAAUGCAUGAAGAGGAAGCGUGUGCACGCACUCCAACACAUCGCACUGCCACCGCGGCACUGAUGUUGCACUUUUUUUGGAUGUGCCUCAUCCUGCCAAAUGUCUGAGAGCCCCUCGGCGUGUCGGAACCACCACAGCUCCAUCCUCAUCUCCUUCCUAAGACAGCAACCAGACUUGAUCCGUCCGAACUCUGAGCCCCGAUGUAACAUAGCCGAAGUGAAGAUCAGCCCCAUCUAUCUCCUGCGCUACCGUCGCCACGUGUGACCUGCAGUCCUGGGCCAGGCUCCGCAUGUGACUUUCUCUUUGCUGCCUUUUGGGGUGGGUGUUCUUUUUGUUUGUUUGUUUGGUUUGAUUUUAUUAUUUUUAAUUUCUGUUGUUGUUCAUUUUUAGUUCUGGCUUUUGCUGAAUGGUGUCAUUGAGGCAUAAUGGAGGCUGCAGUUCCUAUGGUAACACAUUUGCACAUUAAUGUGCGCACCAACUCCGAGCACUUCAGAGAAGCAAUGUGACAGAUAAUAGCAUUUUGGGGAGCUCUGGGGGGUGGGGGGCACGUACUUAUUAUCUUAACCAGCUGCUUGUUUGAUCCAUGUAGAUGGCCUCACUGCAGCCUGCCAUAAAAGGUAAUUAACCGCUUUAAUGAUGUCAGAUUUGUGAAUUGUACAAUGCAAAAAGCAAUGCAAAGCAGAUCCGGCAUGUGUCUGUACCCAGUAUGUAUGUACAGUGCCUGCCAACUAAGAGUAACCAAGGCUACAGCUUCUCCUAGCCUGAAAUAUCAACUUUUAUAACUUAUUUAAACAAAUAGCAACUUUGCAUGAAUUACGUCUUGGGGGGGAAGGGAAAAAAAAAGAAGUUGAGUAGAUUUUACUUUUAAAACGUGGCAUCAGAAAUAUAAAGAGAAACACUUCUGGCUGCACUUAAUUUGGGGUGGGUGGAGGGGUUUCAGCUAUGUUAACACCUUCAAAGGGAAAAGCCCUUUCACUUAGUUCCUGGGGGAAAAGAAGUAGUUACUAUUUCACGACUUAUGAGUGUAGGGGGGGAGAUGUUCACGAUCAACUUGGAGAGAGGAUAAGGGACGUAUCAACAGCUCUGAAAGCAUCCCAGUGUGCGGGAGGGGUGGUGGGCAGGGUGGUGUGGGGUCCCAUCCCUGGGCAGGACAGCACCAGGGCAGCCCCUUCCCCAUAUGUGGUGCCAGCAAUAAGGGGGGAAGGGGCGGAGGAGGGGUGCUGUAGCGUGAGGUUAAUUAAUGCCAUUUCUGUAUGGGGCACUCUAUUUUUAAGUCUUACUAUGCUGUACAUUUCUCCUGAAGCUGAAAUAAUGUACUGUUGGUUGGGGGGUUUUGUAUAGUGUACAGAAAUGGGCAGAAUAUUUUCUUGCUGCUUUCAGUGAUUUAUUAACCUAAGGAAAAUAGACAACUAUAAAGUGUUAGUGAAAGGGAAAGGAAAAAGAAACACAAAACAGUUUGUGCCUUUUUUAGUUUAUUUUUCUGUUGCUAUAUAAUCACUGCACUAAAAUCUUUCCAGAGGGGAAAAAAAAAAACAAACAACACACAACUAGUCUCUUAAUAAGGGAGGAAUACGUAAAGCCUAAACUGAGCAUUAGUUUUUUUUUAUUGGAGUAUUUAAUUGAAAGAAUGUUGCUGGUUUUAUUUCAUACUUGUGCCUUUGUAAUGAAACCACUGCAUCAUCAUAUCAGAAACGCCAAACCUGGAAUCAAUUGCACCAGAUCCCACAGACACAGAAGUACCAGCAGCCUACCGGGAUUGCUUUUAAGAUGAGCAAACUGAAGCUGGUGAUGGCAGAACCUGCUGGUGAUAUCUGCUGGGUGCUGGGGAUGUGCUGAGUCUUUGCCACUUGGCUACCAGUUGCCCAGCGAAGUUUGUCUCGGAACGCUUUCAAGCGUUGCUCUGUGACCUGUGGCUUUUUGGAAGAAAUCCAUCCCUUGCUCCCACUGCCAUCCAUCCUGGGCAGCUGGUUCUGGGAGGGAGGGGCUGGCUGUCAGGCAUGCUGCUUUGUGCUUGCCAAAGAAGAUGAACAGGGCUCAUAGGUGCAACACUGCUGGUGCUUCCCUGGCUGGGCUGUUUUUCACUGGACAGCUCUUAUGUGCCAGUGUGGCAUCCAUGUAGCAGUAGGGAGGAAUAACUCCAGUGUGAUGUUUAGAUGCUGACCUGGCUGAUCCGUCAUAUACUGUGCCCCACUUAGGCUGCACCUAUUCAAAUGGUGCCAUGUGGAGGAGAAGUCAGAGCCUGUGUUCUUUUCCCUGGCUCAGGCAUCAUUUUGCUGCUCCCAGUUCAGCAGCAGGCACAGAGCAACACAGGGUGGUUCUGGGCUUGGUCCUGGCCGGAAGAUCUGGACCAACUGACUGGAUUCCUUGAAAACCUAAUUGUCAUCUAAUCCCAACAGCAACUCUCAGCAGAGGUUUCUCCUGACUAAUGUUGGUGGUUUCUGCCUAAGCGCAUCUAUAGCAGGAGCAGAGGAAGAGCAGUACAUCCCUUGUAAAGCUUGGCUUGGAGUUCAGCCUUCCUUGGUGAAUGUGAAACCACUUCAGGGCCAGGCAAAGCAGCUGGAUAACUGCAGGGUUGUCCUCCAGCUGUGUGAGGCACCUGCACUUUGUUGUUCCAUGGGUUGCAUCUGCUGCCCUUGCAUUGCAUGGUGAUGCUGUCCUCCCUUUAGCACCGUGGCUGUUCUGCUCAUCCUCACACAGUGGGCUCUGCUCACGUGUCCUCAGCUUGAAGCCAGAGAUCACCUGGGAGAGCAACUAGGGGUGGUGCAGAAGACUCUUUUUUAAAAGAUAGUAGGAAAUUUUGCGUUGUAGUGGCUCAGGAAUUGCCCUAAGUGAUGAGUUCCCUUGGAGACGAGCAGGGACACUCCGCACAUCUCAAGCAAACAGCAUUCCAAGCUCACAUCAUGUUUGUCAAUAAGGUCUAUGGGGAACUCAGCCCCUGGAUGCAGGCAGGCCAGCAACGAAGAAUGUGGUUUCCAAUUUUACUUGCAACCCCUGCACUGCUGUUUAUUGUCAGCUCAUGCCAUGUCCUCCCUUGAGUGAAGGCGGCAGCACUUGUGAGAUGCUCAGAGCUGUGCAGUGCUCCUGGCUGCAGGGACAUCUCUGCUUCUCCCUUGUGUUGCUGUCACUGCACCCAUGGUCAAGGUGCACCAAAGAGGUCAGUGGGAGUCCCAGGGUGAGAUUCCCCAAGGAAAUUGGGAUUUUAGGAAUCCCAGUCAGGAGAAUCCACUGCUCACUGAGUCUUUUUGAUCCUCCGUGCAAGGCUGCUGCCUUUUAAUUUGGUACAUUUCCUGGCUGAGGUGCAAAUGGAUAGAGAGUGACUGCAGGGAUCCCAGAGCUGCCAAAUACACGAGGGUAGGAACCAGCUCUGGUUACUUCUGAAUUAACAAUCUAAUUUUAAAUUUGCUGGGAGCCUGCGUUUCAUUAGCGCUGGUAUAAUGCUGUUGGUAUGCACUCUCUUUAAAGCUUAAUAAAGGCAUUUUAAUUCCAAGCUAACUGGAGUCUUGCGGUGGAAUGUACUGUACCGCAUAAAGAAAAUGAAUGGAUGCAAGCUAUUAAAUAAGCUUUAACAUGCAAAAGGAUCUUUUUUUUUCCUUUUUUUUUUUCUCCCAGAAAAAAUCCUGAGCAAAAUCCUGAGCAAAACUGUGCUCUUGCACUCCUCAGUAACAGAAACUAUGCACAGAGAUUAGUUAUCUCCCACUGAAAAGCUGCUGCCUGCAAUCUCCUUGUGAGUACCUUUCAUUCAGAAUCAAAGGAGCCAGAGAAUCCUUUGAACAAGUUGGUUAGAACACAGUGUGGCUAAAAGCAGAACCUGUAAGGCAGCUUAAGGAAGGAGACAGACAAUUUAGCAGAGUCUGCUAUGAUAGGACAAAGGGAAAUGGUUUCAAACUGGAACAGGGGAGAUUUAGAUUGGAUAUA
Messenger RNA from Phasianus colchicus (ring-necked pheasant), 6107 nucleotides. It is a transcript of the gene ASPNAT, whose product is annotated as aspartate N-acetyltransferase. The record is from RefSeq and is a predicted model, not a curated record. Lineage: Eukaryota; Metazoa; Chordata; Aves; Galliformes; Phasianidae. Gene Ontology annotation, cellular component: mitochondrial membrane. Gene Ontology annotation, molecular function: L-aspartate N-acetyltransferase activity.